CGGGGCGCUGGUCCUCUCCGCCGCCGCCCCCGAGAUGGGCCCCCCGCGGCACCCCCGGGCGGGCGACGGGGAAGCGGGAGGUGCUGGCGGGGAGCGGCGGCUGCAGGUGGAGAUGAGUUCGCAACAGUUCCCGCGUUUGGGAACCCCUUCCACUGGGCUCAGCCAGGCUCCUUCACAGAUGGUGAGCAGCGGCUCCACAGGCUUGAUGAGCCCCACUGCUCCAGUCAAUGAUGAAUCUGGUCGAGAUACUGAAGCCGCUGCCAGGGAGCACGUGGGUUCGAGUAGCUCCCUCCAGACCCGGGAAGAGAAGCAAGAGCCAGUUGUGGUCAGGCCCUAUCCACAGGUGCAGAUGCUGUCAACACACCACGCCGUGGCAUCAGGCACACCGGUUACAGUCACGGCCCCACCAGCACAUCUGACGCCAGCAGUGCCACUGUCGUUCUCGGAGGGACUUAUGAAGCCGCCCCCGAAGCCCACCAUGCCUAGCCGUCCCAUUGCUCCUGCUCCACCUUCCGCCUUGUCACUUCCCCCCAAGGUUCCAGGGCAGGUCACUGUCACCAUGGAGAGCAGCAUCCCUCAAGCUUCAGCCAUUCCUGUGGCAACAAUCAGUGGACAACAGGGCCAUCCUAGUAACCUGCAUCACAUCAUGACCACAAAUGUACAAAUGUCCAUUAUCCGAAGCAAUGCCCCGGGGCCUCCACUUCACAUUGGAGCGUCUCACUUACCACGAGGUGCAGCUGCCGCCGCUGUGAUGUCUAGUUCUAAAGUAACCACUGUCCUCAGGCCGACCUCUCAGCUGCCAAAUGCUGCAGCCGCCCAGCCAGCAGUGCAGCACAUCAUCCACCAACCAAUCCAGUCUCGUCCGCCUGUGACCACGUCUAACACCAUCCCUCCUGCCGUGGUAGCCACUGUCUCAGCCACCAGAGCUCAGUCUCCGGUCAUUACGACAACGGCGGCACACGCGGACUCAGCACUUAGUCGUCCAACUUUGUCAAUCCAGCAUCCGCCAUCUGCAGCAAUUAGUAUCCAGCGUCCAGCCCAGUCGCGGGAUGUAACCACAAGGAUCACGCUACCAUCUCACCCCGCGCUGGGGACGCCGAAGCAGCAGCUUCAUACCAUGCCGCAGAAAACCAUCUUCAGUACCGGCACUCCCGUGGCUGCAGCGACCGUGGCACCUAUCCUGGCAACCAACACCAUUCCUUCCGCAACUACAGCUGGAUCUGUGUCUCACACACAGGCUCCCACAAGUACAAUUGUUACCAUGACAAUGCCCUCACAUUCAUCCCAUGCUACUGCUGUGACUACCUCAAACAUCCCAGUUGCUAAGGUCGUGCCGCAGCAGGUCACUCACACUUCUCCUCGGAUCCAGCCUGACUACCCUGCGGAGAGGAGUAGCCUCAUUCCCAUCUCAGGACAUCGGGCCUCUCCAAACCCGGUGGCCAUGGAAACCCGAAGUGACAACAGACCGUCUGUUCCUGUUCAGUUCCAGUACUUUCUGCCAACAUACCCAUCUUCUGCUUACCCGCUGGCUGCGCACACCUACACCCCCAUCACCAGCUCAGUGUCCACCAUCCGACAGUACCCAGUUUCAGCUCAAGCCCCAAACUCUGGCAUCACAGCUCAGACCGGCGUCGGAGUGGCAUCUACAGUUCACCUGAACCCUAUGCAGCUGAUGACAGUGGAUGCGUCUCAUGCCCGACAUAUUCAAGGCAUCCAGCCAGCACCCAUCAGCACACAAGGAAUACAGCCAGCCCCCAUUGGGACCCCAGGAAUACAGCCAGCACCAAUCGGCACCCAGGGAAUUCACUCAGCGACCCCAAUCAGCACACAGGGACUCCAGCCGGCACCACUGGGUACCCAGCAGCCCCAGCCUGAAGGAAAGACUUCAGCAGUGGUGCUGGCAGACGGAGCUACAAUCGUAGCCAACCCUAUCAGCAAUCCUUUCAGUGCUUCUCCGGCGGCAACAACCGUGGUGCAGACCCACAGUCAGAGUGCUAGCACCAGCGCCCCAGCCCAGGGCUCUUCCCCCCGGCCAAGUAUUCUCCGGAAGAAGCCCGCCACAGACGGAACGGCAGUUCGGAAAACUCUCCUUCCUCCUCAGCCUCCUGAAGCGGCCAGUCCUCGGGUGGAGAGCUGUAUGCGGGGCACAGCCGGCUCUCCAAGGCCAGCAGGUGCCAAACCGAAGUCGGAAAUGCAUAUGUCGAUGGCCACUCCAGUCUCUGUGUCUGUGGAGACCAUGUCCAGUCAGAAUAGUGAUCAGCCCACCAUUGCAGUACCUCCGACCACACAGCAGCCUCCACCAGCCAUUCCAGCCAUGAUCGCGGCAGCUAGCCCCCCGUCCCAACCAGCGGCCGCCCUUUCAACCAUUCCUGGAGCGGUUCCCAUCACUCCGCCCAUCACCACCAUUGCUGCCCCCCCACCUCCUGUGGCAGUGGGGGGCAGUCUCUCCUCUGUGUUGGGCCCUCCUGUACCUGAGAUAAAAGUUAAAGAAGAAGUGGAACCAAUGGACAUCAUGAGGCCAGUUUCAGCAGUGCCUCCCUUGGCCGCCAGUGCAGUGUCGCCAUCUCUUGCACUGCUGGCUAACAACCUGUCCAUGCCUACAAGUGACCUGCCGCCCGGUGCCUCCCCAAGGAAGAAGCCUCGAAAGCAACAGCACGUGAUUUCCACUGAGGAAGGAGAUAUGAUGGAGACUAACAGCACCGAUGAUGAAAAAUCCACUGCUAAGAGUCUCCUGGCGAAGGCUGAGAAGCGCAAGUCCCCGCCCAAGGAGUAUAUCGAUGAGGAAGGUGUGAGGUAUGUUCCAGUGCGCCCGCGGCCUCCCAUCACUUUGCUCCGUCAUUAUCGGAACCCCUGGAAAGCUGCUUACCACCACUUCCAACGGUACAGUGACGUCCGGGUCAAAGAGGAGAAGAAAGCUAUGCUUCAGGAAAUAGCUAAUCAGAAAGGAGUAUCCUGUCGUGCCCAAGGCUGGAAGGUCCACCUCUGCGCCGCCCAGUUACUACAGCUGACAAACCUAGAACAUGAUGUUUAUGAAAGACUCACCAACCUGCAGGAAGGAAUCAUCCCCAAGAAAAAAGCGGCCACUGAUGACGAUCUGCAUCGAAUAAGUGAACUGAUACAGGGGAACAUGCAGCGGUGUAAACUUGUGAUGGAUCAAAUCAGCGAGGCCAGAGACUCCAUGCUUAAAGUGUUAGACCACAAAGACCGCGUGCUGAAGCUUCUGAACAAGAACGGGACUGUCAAGAAAGUGUCAAAACUGAAGCGCAAGGAAAAAGUCUAGGCCCAGAAGAAUCAGGACUUUGGAAACAGAAUUUAUAAAGAAUAACAGGAGGGGUUUGGGGGGGAGGGUUCUGGUUAUCUUCCGAGUGGAACAUUGAAAUAAAGGAUUUGUUCCCAUGUGACAGCAGAGGGACCCGCGGCAUCCACUGGCACAAAAGGAACGGGGCUGCGGCGACACAGUGAACGCCUCUCCCAGGUGCCCCUCCUCGGCCGACUGUGUCCUGAGCAGCCCCUGGUGCCCUGGUGCCUGCCCGUUGGAGUCAGUGGCACAGACCGUUUAUCUGAUGGGUCCUUGCGGGAUCUGUGCCGAGCCCAGACUGAGAAGUAUCCACUUGGACCAUCUUGUAGCUCCACACUGAGCAUCCAAACCCUUGCCUGCACCACAGUCGGUCCUGGCUACGUCGGACCUUCAGAUGCCUGAGCCCGGCCUUCCGCAGCAGUGCCACGGCACCCAGAGACCUGCCACAGCUCUCGAAAGGGUUUGAACUAUCGGUUCUUGUCUCCCCCCCCCCCCAAGAACCAUUUCAAAGUGAAAUUGUUCUCGUCCGUCCUGCGUGUGUCAGAGCAGGGCUCUGUGGCGAUGCCGAGCUGGCAACACCGUGAGCUGCUCUGAGCCCGUGCUCUGAAGUACGUCCUUGGCUCCCUGUACUUCUGUGACUGGUGUGAUGCUGUUAAGUGUAUGUACUGCACAUCUCCGAAUGUUAAUAAAGGACUCAGAGGGUUUUGUACAGGAGCAGUUUGCAUCUUUCUCUGAAGUGUAACGGUGCUAUGCUGAGCAUCACUUGAAUUUUCACCCACGUUGAUGAGUCUGCCUUGCACUGCUGUUCACAGUUGUACCUCUUCUGGUGUUUGGAAGAUAAGCCACAAGAUGAAAUGUUGCUGACUUAACAACAGCAUCGUGUCUCAUUGCAAAUACAAGUUGGUCACGUUACAGGGCGAUGGAGGCUGUGGCGGUGGCCUCCAGGUGGGUAGCUGUUCUCUCUCGAAUCCUCUCAUCUAGCCUGAGGCAGCAGCCAGCUCUAACUGUCUUGGCCUAAAUGUUUUCCUUCCUUAGGGCUGAGCUCUCUCUCCUGACCUAAACAGAUUAGGGACACAGACCCUGGCCGGUUCUCAUCAGACCCAGGGAACCUGCUUUAACUCAUGAGACAACCACCGUCCAAUUAAAAGGUAGCUCUCAACUGCCAUUAGAUUCCAGGAGAGAGAAGCCAGGCAGGCUUUUGGCCUUCCACCAGUUAGAACACAUAGGCCUACAUAGCCCAAGCCAGCAACGUCCUUAGAAUAAUCCAGGCUGUGGGGCCAGGUGGUGGUGCACCUGGUUAAGCGCACACAUUGCAGUGUGCAAGGACUGGGUUCAAGCCCCUGGUCCCCACCUGCAGGGGGAAAGCUUCAUGAGUGGGGAAGCAGGGCUGCAGGUGUCUCACCUUCUCCCUCUCUAUAUCCUCCUUCCUCUCGGUUUCUCUGUCUAUCCAAAAAUAAAUGAAUAAAAAUAUUUAAAAAAGAGAAGAAGAAGAAUCCAGACUGGGGCCGGACGGUAGCACAGUGGGUUAAGCGCAGUGGCACAAAGCUCAAGGACCUGAAGAAGAAUCCCAUCUCCCCAACUAUAGGGAGAAGCAGUGAAGCAGGUCUGCAGGUGUCUUUAACUUUCUCUCCCCCUCUGUCUUCCCCUCCUCUCUGUCCUAUCCAACAAUGACAGCAAUAAUAACAAUAAACAACAAGGGCAACAAAAGGGGAAAAAAUAGCCUCCAGGAGCAGUGCAUUCGUAAUGCAGGCACCGAGCCCCAGCAAUCACCCUGGAAAGGAAGAAGAAAAAGAAGAAUCCAGGCUGCUUUACCUAAAGGGUUUCGCUGAACAUGCAGCCAACUUGAAAAGCUCUAUUCAGGCCUGAAUAUUGUGUGGCUGCUAAAAUUCUGUCUUCUGCCUCAAGUUUCUUACCUUCACACAUAAUUUCCCAGUGAUCUCAUGUGAUGUGCAGAGACGGACAGGAUCCAGGUAUCUGGAGACCCUCCUGCAUUAUUAACAAUAAAGUAUUACCACAUUUUUAAUUUUUAUCAGUGCACUGCUUGGCUCUGUGGUAUAAUGAUGGUGCUGGAGAUUGAACCUGGGGCCUCUGGCGUUUCAGGCACAGAAGUCUUGCUACUACUUCCCCAUCUGUCUCCUUCAUUCAAACACAAUUUAAUUACCCCUGAUUAUAGGAAAUUUGUGCUGGUUAGGACAGGAGUAUUUUCACUAUCCCUUUACAUUGAUAGGGAAGGAAUGGAGAGAAUAAAGCUCAUCUACAAAAACAACUUGGGCACUGAAGGGUAAUUGGUGUACAGUAAACUAAACCUUUUAAUGAACACCAUUGGAUAAGACUGGUAACCCAUGAAAUCACAAGACAGUAAGUAUGUCAGACCCACGAAGUUUCCUUGUGCUGCUUUUGAUUUAUUGCUCUGGUCCCUAUCUCCAGGCAAACUUUAAUCUUUUAACUAGUUUGCAUUUUCUGCAGUUUGAACCUGGGGCCUCUGUGAGUUCAAUUUCUAGAAUUUGAUAUGAAUGGAACCCGUAUUUUUUUUUGUCUUAGGGAAGUAGUCAGGCUUCUUUUACUCAGUAGGACAGAAACUUAGCCUGAGAUUUAUAAAUUGCUUCUUUCAAUAGCUCAUUGCUGUUUAUUGAUGAACAGCAGAUACUCUGGUCUAUGGCUCUAACCCACAAAUUAUCUGCUCAUCUGCAGAAAUACAGUGGGACAGACAAGGUUACCCAGGAAGGCACCGGGUUUGCCAUGCACUCAACCCAGGUUCAAACCUAGACCCAGCGCACUGGGGGAGUCGCCGGUGCAAGUCAUCCUGGAGUGGUCCGGGAGGUGGCGCAGUGAUAAAGCUUUGGCCUCUCAAGCAUGAGGUCCUGAGUUCGAUCCCUGGCAGCACAUGUGUCAGAGUGAUGUCUGGUUCUUUCUCUCUCCUAUCUUUCUCAUAAAUAAAUGUUUAAAAAAGAAAAAA
Erinaceus europaeus (western European hedgehog) is the source of this 6254-nucleotide messenger RNA. It is a transcript of the gene SAP130, whose product is annotated as Sin3A associated protein 130. The transcript is spliced from 21 exons. The record is from RefSeq and is a predicted model, not a curated record. NCBI's taxonomy places the organism in Eukaryota, Metazoa, Chordata, Mammalia, Eulipotyphla, Erinaceidae. Gene Ontology annotation, cellular component: Sin3-type complex. The coding region runs from base 35 to 3280 and encodes 1081 amino acids. Gene Ontology annotation, biological process: negative regulation of transcription by RNA polymerase II.